Molecule: messenger RNA, 2249 nt
Organism: Oryza brachyantha (malo sina)
Lineage: Eukaryota; Viridiplantae; Streptophyta; Magnoliopsida; Poales; Poaceae
Product: polyadenylate-binding protein-interacting protein 7
Exons: 6
Coding region: 427-2019 (530 amino acids)
Source: RefSeq, a predicted model, not a curated record
CCCUAUCCCAUCCACACCAACCUCUCCUCCUCCUCCUCCUCCUCCCUCCUCCCUCCUCCCCUCGUCGCCUCUCCUUUCCACGGCCGAGACGCCCCGCCUCACCUCACCGUCUCCGCCCACCCCCCAAAAAGGCGAACCCUUUUCUGUCUCCGGACUCCGACUCCGACCCCGACUCCCCUUCCUUUCCGGAGCGACCAGGGCCGGCCGGGCCGACUCCUUUUCGCGUUGGCGGUGAAUCCGAAGGCACCGCCGCGGGGAGGGGGGGGGCCGUCCUUUAUCUUCCGUCGGCGGGGGGACGCCGCCCCAUGGGCCGGUCGCCAACGAUAUACCACUAUCAGCUCAUCGACCGGCGGAAAGGGCUUGGGUAAAUCUUUGCUGCAAAUUUCCCCUUGUACAUGUAACAUCACAUGUAAUUUCUAUUAAACAAUGAGUUCACUCAAUAAAGUUGUUUCUAAUGGAGAUACAAGGUCAAUGUUGCCAAAUAAAGUAACAGCAUUGAAUCCCAAUGCAGCAGAGUUUGUACCUUCAUGCAUUAGACCAUCUUUUGAGACUACCACAGUUUCAGAUGUAAGUAAGACAGAUCUUAGGAGUUCUGGGAAAACUAUCCUAGAUAGGUCCGAGUCAUCAAAAUCAAAUAACUCGGAUGAUGAGGCACAUCAGUUUUGGCGUAAGCAGCUUCCUGAUGACAUUAUUCCAGACUUUAGUUUUGAGAAAAUUGAACAAGAACCUGAAGAAUUGUCUCUUGCUGGAUUAUCCUUGAAUGCACCCCCUUUCUAUGGUACAACAGCUAGCCGCUUUUCAAGAGAACAUGAUCUAUCUUCUCAAGCUAACAAGAGUCUGGAACUGGGGCAUACCAGUUUACUUUAUGAAGAUAAUUCACAAGCACCAUUUCCAACUAUGGGUUCAAGCAACUGGGAGCAAAGUUUUGUAGGGGAUCUCCAUUUUUCUAAUGGAAAUCAGGGCCUUCAUUAUGAUUCUGAAAGCGCAGCAGGUUUUUCUGAUAGUUUUUCUAGCGAAUAUGCUGCGGCAACAGAUCUUGACCCCCUAGAGUAUUUAGCUUCCCAAUUUCCUGGAUUUUCAGCAGAGAGCCUUGCGGAGCUCUACUAUGCUAAUGGAUGUGACUUCAACCAUACUAUUGAGAUCCUCGCCCAGCUAGAGAUGCAAGUUGAUCCUACCUCCAAUCCAACUCUGACCCCCAGGACACCAAACUUUAGCACAGGGGACUUCCCUGCCCUGCCAACAGUUGAAGACCAAAAUGGGUUUUCCAAAGGCAAUGCAGAUAUUUUAAGCAUCUUCAGUGGACGCAGCUCACCCUCUGUAUCUAGUGGUACUGGUGAUUUUGUUUCAGCUGUUCGCAAACUUGCAUCACAAAAUUCUGGCCAUUGGAAGUACAAGAAAGGUCCUGAAUAUGGUAAUGGUGUUUCAACUGUUUCUGUACCCAAGCAGUACAGUUCUGCCACUAAAACAUCUUCUGGAAACAAGUUUCAAAGUGUUAGCAGUGCGCGUUCUGCUCCAUGGCUCGAAACUGGUGAUGCAGUAGCAAAUAUGUACUCAGAAUCAAGGGAAGAAGCUCGUGAUUUUGCCCGCAUCCGAAAUGCAUGUUUUGAGCAGGCUAAGCAGGCUUACUUGAUAGGCAACAAGGCUCUAGCCAAGGAAUUGAGCAUGAAGGGACAGACAUACAAUGCACAAAUGAAAGCAGCUCAUGAGAAAGCUAGAGAAGCUAUUUAUCGACAGAGGAACCCUGCUUCUUCCAACCGUGGCAGCGACCGUCUAAUCGAUCUACACGGUCUCCAUGUGAACGAAGCAAUCCAUAUACUGAAGGUCGAGCUGGGUGCUCUGAAGAGCACCGCGAGGGCUACAGGUGAGAGGAUGCAUGUCAUGGUAUGCGUCGGAACAGGCCACCACACCAAGGGCUCUCGCACCGCAAGGCUGCCCAUCGCCGUCGAGCAGUUCCUCCUGGAGGAAGGCCUCCACUACACGCAGGCUCAACCUGGCUUGCUCCGUGUUGUGGUGUUCUAACAUCUCUUAGGUCAGCACCACGAAGAAGAAGAAAAAAAUGAAGCAAGACAAAAAAAAAAAGGGAGAAAGAGAUGUAGGGAAGAAAAAAACGUAAAAAAGGUGGCUGCUGUUUGGAGCACUGUAAUUUUCUUGUAGUUGUAUAUUAAAAGAGGCAGCAGGAGAAUAGCCUGACAACAGAAUACAGUGUAAAAUUAUACAUAGCUUCAUUCAAUUCACAUUCCAUUCCUAUC